Messenger RNA from Acromyrmex echinatior (Panamanian leafcutter ant), 2167 nucleotides. RefSeq names its product protein-lysine N-methyltransferase SMYD4. Gene Ontology annotation, cellular component: cytoplasm; nucleus. The record is from RefSeq and is a predicted model, not a curated record. NCBI's taxonomy places the organism in Eukaryota, Metazoa, Arthropoda, Insecta, Hymenoptera, Formicidae. Gene Ontology annotation, molecular function: histone deacetylase binding.
CAGUUACUGUCUAAGGUCAACUUUGAAUAUCGUGAUUAAUAAAAUAAUUAUCACUGUGCUUACAUAAAAUAUACAUUUUACAACAGUUUUAAUGCAAUAAGAAUACAGUUUCAGUGAUAAGAGGGAAUCUAUCUACACGAGGGAAUGGAGAUAGCGAAGGAACUUAUAUUAACUCUCAAGCAAAAUAAUAAGUCGCACGUUGGAUAUGGAUUGCAAAAGGAGUGUGAAGCUCUUGUUGGGCACAUUUUACAAAAUAUGGUCAGAUCUCAGAUGCCUCCUCUGCACGCUGUAACGAAAAACAAGGAAGAUUCUAUUAGAUAUAGAGAAGAAGGUAAUCAACACUUUGUGAUGGGUGAUGAUCUGGAAGCUAUCGAGUAUUACACUCUGAGCUUGGCAUAUGCUGAUAGUGAUGAACUUAUGGCAUACGCACAUGCAAAUCGAUCCGCUGCUUUAUAUAGGAAACAAUUGUAUAAGGAAUGCCUGAUAGAUAUUGAUGCAGCUUUAUAUCACGGAUAUCCAAAAGAGAAACAGAAAAACUUGAAGGACAGAGGGGAUAAAGCGAUAACGGAGAUAAAAAAGUUGCUGCAACUAGACUCGAAGGAUAUUGAUGAUCAGAGAAUUACAAAUGAAUCAUAUUUAUACGAUAGUAUCGAGAGAUCUGUUACAGAAGACGUAGAGAAUAGGGCAAUGAUGAUAAACGAUGAAGGAAUCCCGCAGAAACAAGGUACGGCAACUAAUGAGAGUUAUCUUCAUUAUGCGAAGAUCCCUCCGCGGAAACCGAGAUAUUUGCAAGAAGAGAACUUCUCCAAGUUAAUGAACGGUCCAAGCCGAGAAAUUCCCGCUGUUAGUGAUGGCGUCAUGAUAUUCUUCUCUGAGAGAUAUGGCAGACACUAUAUAGCGACACGGGAAUUUAAACCUGGUGAUAUAAUCAGCAUUGAAGAUCCGUAUGCACACGUUAUCUAUGAAGAACGGUAUUAUACACAUUGCCACUAUUGUCUAGCCAGAAGCUACAAUCUAAUACCGUGCUCAGAAUGCCCGAUAGCUCAGUAUUGCUCUGAGAAUUGCAGGAAGCUGGCGUGGGAAGCGUGUCAUGAGACAGAAUGUCCAAUUCUAAAGUUGUUGACGAACUUGCUCAAUGUUGACAAAGAUAAAAUAAGAAUGAUUUCGAAGAUCAUUCGAUUGCUGAUUGUAGUGACCGAGAAUGGAACUAGAAUUAAAGAACUGCAGCAAGAUAUGAAAACUGCAGAAUCUAAUUCAGACAAUAGAACGGCAGGAUUUACAGAUACUGGGAUAUUAGACAGUUUUAGCGCCCGGUCCGCACUGAGUCUGGCGACCAAUAUGACUACGAGACCGCUAAUCGGGAUCAGCGCGUUCGCCUGCAUCUCGGCCCUUGCGGUAAUCCUUCUAGCUACGCAGACAAAAUUUUUUCCUAAGAAAUAUGAGAUUGAUGAUUUGAAGGAUAUCAGCGAAUUUUCUGAGCUCAAAUUUUGCGCCAGUAUUAUGUUUCGUGCUUGUGUAAUAAUGUCUUCUAACUGUUUUUCAAUACAACAAGAACCAGGAAUUGUGUCGGGUUCGGGAUUAUAUGUGGCUCACAGUCUAUAUAAUCAUUCUUGCGCACCAAAUACUUUUCGACAUUUCGAGGGACUGACCAUGAUCACGCGUGCCUUAACACCUAUACAUCCCGGAGAUCAAAUAUUCACAAGCUACGGCGGUGUUUACGCGCACAUGCCACGAUCUGAGAGAAAGCAAAAGAUACUGCAAGAUUAUUUUCUCGAUUGUGAUUGUUCGGCGUGCAAAAAUGACUGGCCGACGUAUAAUGAGAUUCUGCGAGAACAUAUUGGAUCUAUCUCCAAAAAUAAGCAACUCGUCGAAAAACUGACGCCUUUCAGGGAGAGAUUACUCGCAAAUAUGUACGAUAUCGAGGCGGUGAAGGACGUUCUAGACAUACUAUACAAGGAAGUUAAUAAACAUCCAUGUGAAGAAAUACUCCACGCGGAACAGUAUUUAAAGAGCUAUUAUUUGGAUCCAUGAACUGUCAAGAAAUAUUAAUGGUAAGAUUACAACAUAUUGUUUCAAGAAAUAUUUUUUUCUUUAGAACAUUAUAAUAUCUAAACGUUAACUUAUUAUUAAUGAGACAAUUUGUAUUACGAUCAAUGUUGCGUGAAAU